AUGUAUGGGUGUCAUGAAAUUACACGCUUAUUUCUAACCAAAGGUGCUAAAAUUGAACAAAAAGACAGUGGUGGAUGUACCCCUUUGCUUCAAAGUUGCAAUAAUGGACAUUUAAAAGUAAGUGAAAUAUUAUUAGAAAAAAAUGCAAAUUUUCAUCAAUGUGAAAACAAUGGCUGGUGUCCGUUGCACUUGGCAUCAUCUGAUGGAAAUACUGACCUUAUUGAACUUCUAAUAAAGCAUCAGGCAAAUAUCAAUCAGCAAAUGCAUAACGGAAUGACACCAUUAUACAUAGCUUCAGAUGACGGUCAUGCAUGUGUAGUGAAAUUAUUACUUAAGUAUGCUGCCAAAGUAAAUAAGUGUGAAAAUAAUGGAUGGUCUCCAUUAAAAAUUGCAUGCUUUCAUGGGUUUAAAGACAUAGCUGAAUUGUUAAUUUGUCAUGGUGCACAUGUAAACAAAGGUUCACAGAGUGGUUGGUCUCCAUUGCAUUUGGCAUCAUCUGAUGGAUAUAUUGGCGUGAUUGAACUUCUUGUAAAGCAUCACGCAAGCGUCAAUCAGCAAAUGCCUAACGGAAUGACACCAUUAUACUUAGCUUCAGAUAACGGUCAUGUAUGCGUGGUGAAAUUAUUACUUAAGUAUGCCGCCAAAGUAAACAAGUGUGAAAACAAUGGAUGGUCUCCAUUAAAAAUUGCUUGCUUUAAUGGGUUUAAAAACAUAGCUGAAUUAUUAAUUAAUCAUGGUGCACAGGUAAACGAAAAUUCAAAGACUGGAAAAACACCACUUCAUACCGUUUGUUUCAAAAAUUAUUUGAAUAUAGCUACACUACUAAUCCAGCAUGGUGCGUCGGUUAACGAAAAUGACAAGGAUGGAAAUACGCCAUUAAGUAUAGCCUGCGAUAAAAAGUUUAAUGAAAUUUCUGAAUUUUUACUUGAAAAUGGUGCAGCAAUAAAUAACCGUGAUGAAUAUGGUCGGACACCUUUACACAUAGCUAUUAUAAAUGAAAAUACAGAUCUGAUUAAGAUUCUAAUCGAACAUGAUGCAGACGUAAACUUGAAUACGAAUAAUGGAAUAAGUCCGAUUUAUGCAGCUUGUCAGUUAGACAAUAUAGAAGCAGUAAAGAUGCUGAUGAGUUAUAAAGCUGACAACUAUUAA
Molecule: messenger RNA, 1149 nt
Organism: Mytilus californianus (California mussel)
Lineage: Eukaryota; Metazoa; Mollusca; Bivalvia; Mytilida; Mytilidae
Product: ankyrin-3-like
Exons: 2
Coding region: 1-1149 (382 amino acids)
Cellular component (GO): nucleus; cytoplasm
Molecular function (GO): protein binding
Source: RefSeq, a predicted model, not a curated record